AAAUUAAAUGAACUACAACCUGCUUGACGGAUGAUACCGUAUAAUUUUGGAUUCAUUUUCUACGGUUUUGUUAUGAUCUUCAGCAUCAUCCAUAUAUAGGUCUCUAUUUCAUUUUUCCAAUUCUGAAGAAAUUGGCUAAAGUAGAACAAAUCUAAUUAUCUAUCUACCUAUGGAUGCACCUUUGUGUAAUUGACACAGUUGACCCGUUCAUAUUGGAACAUCUCCACAAACGUGACCCAUUUUUUUCUCUCAAUCACAGAUUACCACCCCUCUCACGCAUAGUGCAUACACUAACGCCACUUUGACGCCCCCAUGCAAUCCACGCACCUCUUUACCUCUCUAAUAACGUUCCCACCUUAUUGCAACACCCUUUUUCCUGUCUCCUCCUCACCGCUCCUCAUACUCUCAUGGAGGAGCGGGUGUCUUCGUCAUCGCUACCGUCGCCAUCACCCCCACCUCUUGAAAAGAACCAUAAUACCGACAAACUCAAGUUACCAGACUUAGACCCUGGCACCUACGUUGUCCAGGUCCCCAAGGACCAAGUCUACCGUGUUCCGCCGCCGGAAAACGCCCAAAUCGCCGAGAGCCAUAAGAAAUCUCCUCCCAACAAGGAAGCAAAAACGUCACGCUGCUGCUUGUGUUGCGUGUUGUUCUUCAUUAUAUUCUUGGUCCUUGCAAUUCUUCUCGGAGCCGUUCUAGGUGGUCUUUUUUCCAUGUUACUCACACCAGAGGACCCUAAGUUUUCCAUCACAAGCUUUAAGGUCGUGGAGACCAAGCCACACCCCAAAUAUGACGUCACUUUGGAAGUCCACAAUCCAAAUUCCGACGUGGGAAUUUUGUAUAAUGGCAAAGGCCAUGUCUCCCUCUCUCUAAGGCGACAAGAGAAUAUUGCUUCAGGAGCAUACCCUACUUUCCGUCAAGACUCUCACGAUACGACAACGUUUGGGCUAACUUUAACAUCAUCCUCAAAAGCCGUUCUCCCUAAGGAGGUGGAGGAAAGCGUCAGGAACGAUAAGAAGAAAGUGAGUGUGACAUUCUCGUUGGCCAUUCACGCCCUAGCACACAUGAAAAUGGGCUUGUUGCGUAGUGGGACAAUGAAAUUCGAUGUUACGUGCAAAGUGAAGUUGGAUACGUUGGCCAAAACCACUCACGUACUCUCUCAACAAUGCGAAACUAAACGACACUAGCUGGCUAGAUUCGUAGAUAUAUAUUUAUCUAUAUCGGACUCUUCACUUGAAUUUCAUUUCAGCUGUUUUAAAGUUUCCUUCUUCGGUAAUGCUUUGGUUUAAUUUUGACCGAACUUCCGUAUUAUAGUAAUCGCAAAAGGUUGUAUGUAUGUAUAUAUGUUCUAAAUAUAUAUUUAUUAAUCCUUUGUGUA
Molecule: messenger RNA, 1378 nt
Organism: Glycine soja
Lineage: Eukaryota; Viridiplantae; Streptophyta; Magnoliopsida; Fabales; Fabaceae
Product: NDR1/HIN1-like protein 13
Exons: 1
Coding region: 408-1187 (259 amino acids)
Cellular component (GO): plasma membrane
Source: RefSeq, a predicted model, not a curated record